Messenger RNA from Volvox carteri f. nagariensis, 625 nucleotides. RefSeq lists its product as uncharacterized. Gene Ontology annotation, biological process: protein deubiquitination; endoplasmic reticulum unfolded protein response. The coding region runs from base 80 to 625 and encodes 181 amino acids. The record is from RefSeq and is a predicted model, not a curated record. Gene Ontology annotation, molecular function: cysteine-type deubiquitinase activity. The transcript is spliced from 6 exons. Gene Ontology annotation, cellular component: cytosol; nucleus. Lineage: Eukaryota; Viridiplantae; Chlorophyta; Chlorophyceae; Chlamydomonadales; Volvocaceae.
UGGCGGUGGCGGUUCUUGUGUCGUACGGCGGGUAAUUGCCUCGGACAACAGCUGCUUGUUCAACGCGGUGGGGUACGUGAUGGAGAGGUCCAGAAGCAGAGCGGAUGAGCUCAGAAAGGUGGUUGCCAGGGUGGUUGCCAACGACCCCAUCACGUUCAACGACGGCUUUUUGGGCAAAGAUGUACGAGAGUAUUGCGAGUGGGUAUUACGGAAGGACAAGUGGGGCGGAGCCAUAGAGCUCUUCAUCCUGUCGCAGUACUACGGCAAGGAGAUUGCGGCAUUUGACAUACAGACAAAGAGAUGUGACGUGUACGGACAGGACAAGGGCUAUUCUGAUCGCGCCCUGCUGAUCUACGACGGCCUUCACUACGACGCGCUGGCGGUGGCGGCCUUCGAUGCCGCCCCCGAGGAGCUGGAUGUGACCAUGUUCUCUCGGGGGGGAAGGGAGGGGGCGGCCAUCAUGCAGGCGGCGGAGAAACUGGUGCCCACACACGCGGUACGGCAGUUUACGGACACCGCCAACUUUACAUUGAGAUGCGGCGUGUGCCAAAUUGGUCUCAAGGGUGAGAAGGAGGCAGUGGAGCACGCCAAGGCCACGGGGCACACGAACUUCGCGGAGUACUGA